Parnassius apollo (apollo) is the source of this 1485-nucleotide messenger RNA. The record is from the annotation of a GenBank genome assembly. NCBI's taxonomy places the organism in Eukaryota, Metazoa, Arthropoda, Insecta, Lepidoptera, Papilionidae.
AUGUUAGUGAUUCAGCCAACAAGCAGUUCUUCUAACACAGCCAACGUUGCAUCACAACCUAGUACUUCCAGGCAAGUAAAUCCUAGAUCCAGCCGAGUAGCAUCACGACCUCAAGCAGUACCUACUCCCCGCAUCAUUUCACCUUCCCCACAGCCUGUCAGGCCUGCCAGGCCAAAACCUAAGAGAGAAUACAUACGGCGGAAGAUGGACUUUCAGCCACCUGAUACCACAUUUACUGGCGUUGACGUGUUGGAACAACCAUAUACUACAUUUGAAACACCUUUGCAGUACUUUUUGCACUUUUUUGACGACGAUUUGUUGGAUCACAUUGCUGAAGAAUCUACUAAAUACAGCAUACAGAAGGAUUGCUCAAAGCCAGUUUUGGUUACAAAGACGGAACUCAAAAAAUAUUUAGGCAUCUGUCUCUUGUUAGGACUGGUGCCACAGCCAAACAUUCGCAUGUUGUGUAAUUCUAUAUUAGGUAUACCACUUAUAAUUGAAACGAUGACACUCGGUAACUUUGAAAAAUUACGAAGUGUCAUACAUUUCAAUGACAACAUAAAUUACAAACCUAGAGGAGAGCCAGGACACGACAGACUUUUCCGUAUUAGACCCUUAUUGGAAACAUUGAGAAAGAAAUGUCAAGCUGUGCCGAAACGAGAGACACUUUCAGUGGAUGACCAAAUGUGCGCUGCCAAAGCCUGCAACUUCCUCCGCCAGUAUCUCCCGAACAAACCUCAUAAGUGGGGAUACAAGUUGUUGGUGUUGUGUUAUGAUAAAGGUUUUGCUUAUGACUUUGAAAUCUACUCCGGCGCAGAAAAUGAUCCAGAGUUGAGGCUGCCCGACGAAUGUGAUUUAGAAGCGAGUAGCAACAUUGUUGUACGCCUAUGUCGCAGUGUUCCAAGAAAUCAAAAUUAUAAGAUCUUUUUUGAUAAUUAUUACACGUCUCCUGAAUUGAUUUCUUACUUGGCUAAAAAAGGCAUUCAUACAUUAGGCACCGUAAACAAGGGUCGUAUGGGGAUGACUUUGAAAAUACCAUCUCAAAAAGAAUUGACGGCCGCUAAAAGGCCGCGCGGCUAUUCAGAAGGAUGGGUGGCUACUGUUGAUGCAGUACCAGUCUCAGCAGUGCUGUGGCUAGACAGCAAAUCUGUUGUUCUCGCAUCUUCUUUUGUCGGUGAACAACCUAAAUAUAAAGUAAAACGUUUCUGUAAGAAACGUAAACAAUACACAGAAGUCAACGCCCCAAAUAUUAUUGGACAUUACAAUCGGCAUAUGGGCGGAUUAGAUCUCCUUGACUCUUUCAUAGGAAAACACAAAAUAAAAAUGCGUACAAGAAAGUGGUACAUGAGAAUAUUCUAUCAUUUGCUAGAUGUGAUGCUGAUAAAUAGCUGGCUUUUAUAUAAAAGAGUAGAGACGCAGAGGGAAAACACAAAAAUGAUGAAGUUACGAGAAUUCCGACUGGAGGUGGCCAAAGCAUUGUGUUAG